AUGACUGCUUUGAGAUUUGUGAAGACUGUUUGGGAGUCCUUCCGGGCUACCUCGGGUUUGGAGCCUCGAUUGUUGAACAAUUUGAAAGUUACCGCGGCGAGGCCGGGAACAGUUAAUUUUGAACUUGAGAUUCAAAAGGAACAUACAAACCGCCUGAGUAUUCUUCAUGGCGGAACUAUUGCAAGCAUGGUCGAUCUCGGUGGCUCCCUAGCUGUGGCUUCUCGCGGGCUCUACGCGACUGGCGUAUCUACCGAUCUGAAUGUUACAUACUUGAACUCUGGGGGCAGAGUAGGAGACAAGAUCAUGGCUAAGCUGACAUUCAUGAAGGAAGUUACAUGCGAUAAAUUCGGGAAAACCCUCGCAUACACAAACAUCAAGUUUACAAAUGCAAAGGGCGAGGUGGUCGCUCGAGGAAGUCAUACCAAGUAUGUCAGCAUCGCGUGGAAAGAUCCUCAGAACAUCGUGGAGGAAAUCAACAAGCUACAGUGA
Messenger RNA from Penicillium diatomitis, 489 nucleotides. Its product is annotated as PaaI family thioesterase. NCBI's taxonomy places the organism in Eukaryota, Fungi, Ascomycota, Eurotiomycetes, Eurotiales, Aspergillaceae. The record is from RefSeq and is a predicted model, not a curated record. Gene Ontology annotation, molecular function: fatty acyl-CoA hydrolase activity. The coding region runs from base 1 to 489 and encodes 162 amino acids. The transcript has 10 exons.